AUGUCGGAUACUCAAUCUUCUUCCACCUCGACUUCGCACUCGGACGAAACAAUCACGCCCUAUCGAAACGCCCGCGCUCGCGGACAAUCGGAUGCAUCAGACGCAACCACCUGGCUAGAAGCUUCCGAGGCCACAACAGCGUGCAGCACCGUCACAGCGCCGCCAAAGCAAGCCGCCUUUGAGCUUAAGAGAAAGUCGUUGAAACGGCUUCCGAUUCCUGAAGCCUUCCGGCCUAUCCCGCAGAACGACGAGGAAAAGCUAGGCGUCGGCGUGUCACUCGGCUUUGGGGUCCAAGCGAACGAAGGUACCGACCAGGACAACGACUUUCCCCAGUCACCCGGCCAUUCGCCCCUCUCGCGCUUCGAGGUACGACCAAGUCAGCAUAGCCCUGUGGUGUUGCGCCGCUUUUCGCUGUCACUUCCGUCACUGGCACUACCCGCCAGAUUACGCAGGAAGCAGAGCAGAGUCCGUAGCUGCUCGGAUCCGUUUGAGCGUCGACAACUCCAUCCCUCGCCGCCGCCAGCCUCGACACCACUCGACGUCGAUCAGCAGCCAAUAGCGCCGCUUCAGAUCGUCGGACUUGUUGGCCACAAGCUCGAGCCCGAGGACUUGCUGUCUCCCAACGCUGUACUCGGCAGAAAGAGGAUCAAGCGAAAACCGAUCCCGGCCUCGCUCUUUUCCGACGCAGUCCAGACCUCGGACACCGUCAUCGCUGAUUUCGCACGCAGCUUCUCGUGUCCCGACGGACUCUCACUACCGCUCCUCUCAGCAGCCUCUACAGGAGCGGAAAUCGAAGUGGGCAACAAGCUCGGCCUCUUUUCCGAACAAGAGCCGCCGGAAGCACAACCUCGAACCUCAACCUCGACGUUCGAUCCCGAGCUUGCGACCGAGCAAGGAUCUAGGCUUGAGCUUGGAGUACGAUCAUCGCCUCGGGCAGGACGACUUCGACGAGUGACGCGCUCGGUGUCGGAAUCGCACGACCGAGCCAAAUCUCCUGUACGAAGCAACGGGACCAAGCUCAGAGCCAGCCUUGACGCGACAGCCGGAUUGGGCUUUGGACAAAGCAUCGAGCCUGAUUCGGCAGGCAGCUACAGCAGCGACACAGAGUACGCUCUCGGAGAGCGAUCCUGGAGCCCAAGUCCGCCAACACGGUGCAGUUCCGAGUUCACCGAACUCGACCACGGCGCAUCGCAGGUCUUAAGACGCGUCUCACGCACGAGGACGGGCGAGAUGCGAUCCGUGUAUCUUUCGUCACCGACACGCAACAGUCAACCCGGCUCGGAGCUGGCAGUCAUGCCCGCGGUAGUGCCCGACGAGGCGGAGGGGGUUGAGGUGCUCAAGACGCCCGAUCCUGCUUCGAGUGGCGCGUUCGGACAUGCCAUGACGUCGUCGCUCAUCUUGGCGCCUACGGGCCAGGCCGAGUGGAGGGGCAGCCUGGCGACGCGCGCGCGGUCGUCGUCUGAGACGUCCAUGGCAUCGCUGCUCGUGCUGCAGCAGCACAUCCAGCAGCGCAACCACCAGCGACAGUUCGCUCCGCCCAUUGCGGAUCCGCAUCCGCUGCCCGAGCUCGAGCGCUCGCGAUCGCGAGAGCCAUCCGUGGAAGAGCAACAGCAUGUCGUCGAUGCUCGCAGGAUACAGGCGAGGAUUCAACCCGAAGGCGUGGGUUCUGGGGAGCAGAAGUUGAUUCGCCAGUAUGGCGCGAUGCGCAUUCGCAACUGGACGGGCGAUUUCGCCGCAGACGAUCAGGAUGACCAGUGCCAGUUGGCCUAUAUGGUUGGCGACGAAGCAGUUCCCGCGGGCCGACAGGAUGCCAAGGAGGACAUGCGAUUGAGGCACAUGUUCUCGACACCCACACUGGUCUCGGCGAGCAUGAUGGAUAGCGAGGGCGAUGUAGGCUCGAGCGCCCUGCCGCUGCGCCAGCGACGUGCCAAGCCGCCGAUCAGCAUCGCUCUGCACCAGCAGACCACGGACGAGCACGCCAAGACAGGGUCGGUGGUGAAGAAGCGAGGCUCACGGAGCACAGUACUCUCGCCCUCCAUACAUUCGCCGCCUCCGUGUCCGCCCCCGACAACGCCGCUGCCACAGCUACCAACGCCGCGCUCUGCACCCAUUAUCGCGCUCGGGGGUCCGCGUCGCGGCCUGAUCACAAAGCGCUCCUUCACCCGCUCCAACUCGACGCCCGUGUCGCCCUUUGGCCCUGUGGCGCCACUGCGACCGUACCAGCAUGCACAGACGCAGAGCCAGGGCCAGAACAUCGUACCCGCCGAGACUGCCGCCCAGACGUGGAGCGAGUUCUCACCGCCACCCUCGAGCCUGCUCACUCCGCCGCUCACGGGUCUGCCCUCGCUCGUGUUCGACCACCAGCCAAACACGCCGGCUUCGGCUAGUGCCACCACCCCCGUCAAGCCAACGCCGCUGCCGAAUCGACACAAGUUCGACUCGCUCCUCGCAUUCCUCUCCUCGUCCGAGGCUCAGCACGCGACGAACGACUCGCCGUCGAAGGCUGGUACCGAGCACAGCGAACGGCGCUUGACAGCCUCACCGGGCUCCGCUGCCGUCGUGUAUGGACUCGCCCUGUAA
Molecule: messenger RNA, 2580 nt
Organism: Moesziomyces antarcticus
Lineage: Eukaryota; Fungi; Basidiomycota; Ustilaginomycetes; Ustilaginales; Ustilaginaceae
Exons: 1
Coding region: 1-2580 (859 amino acids)
Source: RefSeq, a predicted model, not a curated record